ACCUUAUUGAUGGACACAACAGCCGGCCUUCCCAUGGAUUCUGCUCCUUCUCCAGUUUCUGCUGAUGUUGUCUCCUCUCCAAAUGACGACAUCUGCAAUCUGGAAAGUAUGACUUUCCCAGAAAAAUUUGCCUGGGGCUCAGCUACAGCAGCAUAUCAGAUUGAAGGAGGCUGGGAUGCAGAUGAGAAAGGCCCCAGCGUCUGGGACACGUUCACCCACCAGGGAGGAGAUCGAGUUUUCAAGAACCAGACCGGCGACAUAGCUUGUGGCAGCUACUCUCUGUGGGAGGAAGAUUUGAAAUGUAUCAAACAGCUUGGGUUGACUCAUUAUCGUUUUUCUCUUUCCUGGUCACGUCUGUUACCUGAUGGGACGACAGGUUUCAUCAACCAGAAAGGAGUUCAUUAUUACAACCAAGUGAUCAAUGGGCUGCUCUCCAUCGGCGUCACCCCGGUGGUGACGCUGUAUCACUUUGACUUACCUCAGCAUUUAGAAGACCAAGGCGGCUGGAGAUCCGACGCCACAGUGGAGGCGUUUAACGCGUAUGCCCAGUUCUGCUUCCAAACCUUCGGGGACCGGGUGAAGCUGUGGAUCACCAUUAAUGAACCGCACGUUGUUGCUGUGUACGGCUAUGAAAAGGGAAUUAUAGCGCCGGGUGUCUCCAUGCCCGGUAUCGGUGCCUAUCUGGCAGCCCACCAUAUGAUCAAGGCUCAUGCCGAAGCUUGGCACACUUACCACCAACUCUUUCGGGAACAACAGGGUGGACUUGUGUCCAUAGCCCUCGACUCCGAUUGGGCCGAACCCUUCGAUCCGACUUCCCUCGCUGACCGGGAAGCUGCCAAGAGGCAUAUCGCGUUUUCCUUGGACUGGUUCGCCACCCCGAUCUUCCUCCACGGCGACUAUCCGGCUAUGAUGAAAUCGAAGAUUUCUACUGCGUGCACGGAGCCAGGCUCUCCGUCUUCACGGCUUCCUGAAUUUACCGAACGAGAGAAGGCCAGGAUCAAAGGCACGGCCGAUUUCUUUGCCCUCAAUUAUUACACCGCCCGCAAAGUUAAACACUCGGAUCACAAGCCUGGCCAGCCGAGUUUGUCUGCAGACAAAGAAGCCGAACAAAUCAUAGAUCCAUCCUGGCCUGUGGCAACUGGGAAUUCUUGGCUGGCAGUUGUCCCCUGGGGUUUACGGCGGCUGUUGACGUACAUCAAGGAUACGUACAAUCACCCCGUAAUUUACAUCACCGAGAACGGGUUCUCCCAAAGUGACCCGGCUCCCGUGGAUGACGGCCCUCGCUGGGAGUAUUUUAGGCUGACUCUACAGGAGAUUUUAAAAGCGAUUUACGCCGACGGCGUCCGAGUGAAGGGCUAUUUUGUCUGGUCUCUCCUGGACAACUUUGAAUGGAUUUGUGGAUACAGCUCUCGGUUUGGGCUCUUCCACGUAGAUUUUGAAAACUCGGCAUUGCCCCGAGUGCCUUAUAAAUCUGCCAUUAAAUAUGCAAAAGUCAUCGCCAACAACGGGCUGGAGAAAUCACCUAGAUAACAGAUGAACAUCAACGGACUGGACGGGACGGUCUUUUUAAAACGGGAUGUGGGUUUUUAAUAAACGUCCGUCCAAAGCGCGAUCAGCAAAAUUGCAGGUAUAAGAACAAUAACUACACAGGGGAUGUAAAACCUACAUACCGCAAGACGUGGCUUUUUAAAAAAAUAAACUCGAAAUGCUGGGUGGCUAUUAUGUACUACUUCCACAAUGUUUAUUAUUGGACCGGGCAGAAAUUCAUUAAGAUAAACCUAAGUAAUUAACCCACAUUGAU
Messenger RNA from Protobothrops mucrosquamatus (brown spotted pit viper), 1801 nucleotides. RefSeq names its product lactase like (gene LCTL). The transcript has 5 exons. The record is from RefSeq and is a predicted model, not a curated record. Bases 10 to 1530 code for a protein of 506 amino acids. Lineage: Eukaryota; Metazoa; Chordata; Lepidosauria; Squamata; Viperidae. Gene Ontology annotation, molecular function: hydrolase activity, hydrolyzing O-glycosyl compounds. Gene Ontology annotation, biological process: carbohydrate metabolic process.